Misgurnus anguillicaudatus (oriental weatherfish) is the source of this 2834-nucleotide messenger RNA. It is a transcript of the gene cyp4v2b, whose product is annotated as cytochrome P450, family 4, subfamily V, member 2b. Lineage: Eukaryota; Metazoa; Chordata; Actinopteri; Cypriniformes; Cobitidae. The record is from RefSeq and is a predicted model, not a curated record. Gene Ontology annotation, molecular function: heme binding; oxidoreductase activity, acting on paired donors, with incorporation or reduction of molecular oxygen; monooxygenase activity.
CCCUGGUCUUAAAUAAAACAUUUCAUUAGAGACAGAAUUGUGUGUCAUACAUAGCAACAAAGCCUGUAAAUAAUACCUACAUACAGAUCACUAUCUGUUCCUGAAUUAGCCCUACUUUCUGUUAAUGUUUCAGCAGAAGGCAGUUCACCCACAGAUAACCCACAUUUGUCCAGGUUGUAUAAUAUAACAGUGUUGUUUGUAUUAAGCAAGCAAAACAGUGAAGUCUUAAGUUCAACCUGUGCCCUUCAUUCAGAGCUUUAGCCUUUUUCGUCCGACCGAGAUGGGUGUCGUUUUAGGAUUAUAUGUCGUGGGGAUUAUAUUUACAACCAUUCUUGUACUUCUUUUGGCAUCCACAACAUUUCAUCCAUUUAAAAGUUACUUGCAAAAAUGGAACGAAAUGAGACCGAUUCCAGAAAUGCAAGGUGCUUUCCCAAUCAUUGGCAACGCGCUGCAGUUUAAAACCAAUGCAGGGGAAUUUUUCAACCAGAUAAUUGUGGGCACAAAUGAAUACAGACACCUUCCACUAACAAAGGUUUGGGUGGGUCCAGUGCCCUUUCUGAUCUUAUAUCAUGCAGAGAAUAUUGAGGUUGUCCUCAAUAAUUCCAGACACAUUGACAAGUCAUUUGCAUAUAGGUUUCUUCAUCCUUGGCUUGGCACAGGCCUCCUUACCAGCACAGGUGAGAAAUGGCGUAACCGACGUAAAAUGCUGACUCCAACCUUUCACUUUUCCAUUCUCACCGACUUCCUGGAAGUGAUGAAUGAGCAGACUGAUAUUUUGAUACAGAAGAUGGAGAAGCAUGCAGAUGGUGAGCCAUUUAACUGCUUCAGCUACAUAACAUUAUGUGCUCUGGACAUCAUAUGUGAAACUGCAAUGGGGAAGAAAAUCUUUGCACAAAGUAAUGCUGACUCUGAGUAUGUGCAAAGUGUCUAUAAAAUGAGUGACAUCAUCACCAAGAGACAGAGAGCACCAUGGUUGUGGCCAGACUGGAUCUACAGUAUGUUAGAAGAAGGCAAAGAACAUUCCAGGAGACUGAAGAUUUUACACUCCUUUACUGCAAGCGUUAUUAAGGAGAGAGCAAAGUUCAUGAGCUCUGAGUGUGACAGUGAUGCUGACCAGGGGCAGAGGAAGAGACAAGCCUUUCUGGAUAUGCUGUUGAAAACUACUGAUGAGAAUGGAAAGAAUCUGAGUCAUGAGGAUAUUCAGGAAGAAGUGGACACUUUCAUGUUUGAGGGUCAUGACACCACAGCAGCAUCGAUGAACUGGGCCUUACAUCUGAUUGGCUCUCAUCCUGAAGUCCAGAAGGCAGUACAGACAGAGCUACAGGAAGUGUUUGGUUCAUCAGAGCGCCACGUGGGGGUUGAGGACCUGAAAAAGCUGCGCUACCUGGACUACGUCAUCAAGGAGAGUCUGCGUCUGUUCCCCGCUGUGCCGCUGUUUGCACGCAGCAUCUGUGAACCCUGUCACAUCCAUGGGUUCAAAGUCCCAAAAGGCGUGAAUGCUGUUAUAAUACCAUAUGCUCUUCACCGGGACCCGCGUUACUUUCCAGAACCUGAGGAAUUCAGACCGGAAAGAUUCCUGCCAGAGAACAGCAAAGGGAGACAUCCAUAUGCGUACAUCCCUUUUUCUGCAGGACCAAGAAACUGCAUUGGUCAACGCUUCGCUAUGAUGGAGGAGAAGGUGGUUCUUGCAACCGUCUUACGUCACUAUGAGGUACAUUCGUGUCAGAGCCGUGAAGAACUGAGACCGCUGGGGGAGCUCAUUCUGCGUCCUGAGAAGGGUAUUUGGAUUAAACUACAAAAACGAACCAAAUGACUCUCACCGUCAAAGUAGAAAGCUCACGCCACUUCAGUUUUUGUAUUACAUUUACAUUUAGACAUUUUGCACACGGUUUUGUGAUUCUAAAAGAUGCUUCCUGUCUAGGGAGAGAGGGAGAAACAGUUUAGAUGAAAUCUAUAAAACUGUCAGGGAUAUAUUUGAAUGUGGUAAAAUGGUGUAAAAGAAGAAUUAUGAAUUUAGCCAAAAAUGUUUUACAAACAAACAGAGACAAUAGACGCUUAUGAAAGUCAGACACUUUAUUCUUGAUUUGACUAGAAAUUAUUACUCAUUUUUAAAUAAAAUAAUGAUAAAUAUUUACAGUUUAGUGGUCAUUAUAUGAAAUGGAGUCAAACGACAUAAUUGAUGACAUCACAUAACAUAAAAUGCACAUGUAAAGUUUAGAAAUAUUAUAUAAAUGUAAAAACUGUUUGUUUUCCUGAAGGCAGACCAUUUAAUAUUUGAUUAACACUUUGGGUUGUCCCAGACUAAAAUGAAUGUUUUUAAAUGAACAUAUAUUAAUGCCAUUGCUUUGUCUCAAGAUGCACACCAGUAAUGUUUUUUUUUAUGUAAGGUAUAUUUCUAUAGACUAUAAUAUAGAUUAUUAUGUUGUUAUAGUUCAGCAGUAACAACAUUAAAGGCGCGCUAUGCAUUUUCGGAGUUUUUGUCAAACAGCGACCCCUAGAAUCGCUGGAGAAUACUUGCAACUGUCGUAAUUUCCCACCCCCACUCUGUACACCUCCGAAGAUAAUGACCAGGUAAUGUUUCACAAUUUCAUACAAAUAUUAGGCUACUGCAUAGUCUACUAAACUACUGAUGAUGGGAAUAGGAUAAUAAGAAGUUUAUUCCAAGUGUAAAGUAGGCCUAUAAUAAUAAAGUAGCCUACUGCGUUUGCUGGCUUAUAACGUUUUUACAUGAUUGCAGCUAAAUCACAAGUAAACACAGUCUAUGUCUACUUUAUCAUUUCAUUUGUGUAUUUUUAUUGUAAUGUAAACAUUUCAAAAUGCCAUGACAAAGUUAA